Messenger RNA from Hipposideros armiger (great roundleaf bat), 2680 nucleotides. It is a transcript of the gene BAG2, whose product is annotated as BAG cochaperone 2. Gene Ontology annotation, molecular function: protein-folding chaperone binding; adenyl-nucleotide exchange factor activity. Lineage: Eukaryota; Metazoa; Chordata; Mammalia; Chiroptera; Hipposideridae. The transcript has 4 exons. The coding region runs from base 406 to 930 and encodes 174 amino acids. Gene Ontology annotation, biological process: protein stabilization. The record is from RefSeq and is a predicted model, not a curated record.
CCAACGAGGGGCGCUUCUGCCGCUCCUCCUCCAUGGCCGACCGCUCCAGCCGCCUGCUGGAGAGCCUGGACCAGCUGGAGCUCAGCCGGCUUAGUUGUGAGUUCAUGCAGAGAGUUUUCCAGGAGCACAGCCCAGGCCAGCCUUGAUGUGCAGAUAAGUUCUUUCCCAAUUUGGACUUGUAGCUGCUUCCAGGAUCCGUUAAUAAAAGCAGAACUGCCCCUCCCCGCCAAGAGAAGCGCUGUCAAAUGAUGUGUUAAAAAACAUGAAGGAUAAAGUGAGAUGGCCCAACACUUGUCUAUCCUGCAUUCCAGAAGAAAAUAACAGAAUGGAGGAUGAGGCUAUUCGAAGAUUUAAUGGCUAACAAUUUUCUAGAAUUAAUGGAAAGGUUGUAGACUAAAAGAUUAUAUGGUGGAAGCUUUGAGAGAAGCAGCAACUGCUGUUGAGCAAGAGAAAGAAAUCCUUCUGGAAAUGAUCCACAGUGUCCAAAAUAGCCAGGACAUGAGGCAGAUCAGCGACGGAGAGAGAGAAGAAUUAAAUCUGACUGCAAACCGUUUGAUGGGACGAACCCUCACUGUUGAAGUUUCAGUAGAAACCAUUAGAAACCCUCAGCAACAAGAAUCCCUAAAGCAUGCCACCAGGAUUAUCGAUGAGGUGGUCAGUAAGUUUCUGGAUGACUUGGGAAAUGCCAAGAGUCAUUUAAUGUCCCUGUAUAGUGCGUGUUCAUCGGAGGUGCCGCCUGGGCCAGUUGACCAGAAGUUUCAAUCCAUAGUCAUUGGCUGUGCACUUGAAGAUCAGAAGAAAAUUAAGAGAAGAUUAGAGACGCUGCUUAGAAAUAUUGAAAACUCUGACAAGGCCAUCAGGCUGUUAGAGCAUUCUAAAGGAGCUGCUUCCAAAACUCUGCAACAAAAUGCUGAAAACAGAUUUAAUUAGUGUUGAAACCUGAGAGCACUCAUAAAUAAUGACGUAAAAAUAAAAUACUAUUUUAAGUAACAAUUAGUUCUUUAUGUUAGGCAUAACCACUCAUUUGAUACUGAAAGUUGUUUCAGAUGAUGAAAAUAUUCCAGUGUCAUUAGUUUUGUGAAUAACAAUGAAAAGUAGAGAUUUUAAUUAUCUUGCUAGAAAUUUUUAGAUUGAAUUCUUAUCUUGUACUAAGAUCUAGCACCUAAUAUGUAUAUAUUUUUUACUGUUCUGUGGAUGAAUACUCCGUAUGUGGGGGGAGGUAAGUGCUCAGUGAGGGGCAGAAGCAUCACUGUUCUUUCCUGGGCUUUGUCUGGCGUGGAGACACCUGGGCACGUGGGGCAUCUGGUUGACUAGAAAUUCUUUAUCUGAAGCAGCAGCACAUACCUUUGCACCCCUGUUAGCCAGCAGUGUGCUCAGAGGGAUAAGAGGAAUCACAAUAAGAGCCGUUCCCUACAUCCUCUUUCCUUUAGGUUUUUUUAGAUAGCUGUACCAAAUUACUUUGAACUUGAGUUUUACGCAUAAUAUGAAUGUAUUUCUUGAUGUACGGAAAUGUGACAAAAUGAGAAAAUUCACACCUUAUUUUACCACUGUGAACAACUAUAUAUCCACUUCAUCUUUUCCCAAAUGCGUCAUUUCUCUAAAAUUUUAAUCAUGUAAAUACAAUGUUGUAACUUGCUUUUUAAAAGAAAUAAUUAAAUGCUGCUCUCAAGUCUGCUGAAUUGUCAACUUAAAAACCUCUGCCCUACCCAUUCCCCUUACCGGAGAUUUAGGUUAUUUCCCAUUUGUUGCUAUGACGGCAACAUAUUUUAUAUACAUAGAUUUUUUUCCUUCUUUUGUUUUUGAUUUUUUUUUUUUGGUAUAAGUUUCCAGCAGUGAGAUUUAUUGGUCAAAGGGUAUAUACAUUUUCAUAGCCUGACAUAUUUCCAAUUUUUUUCUGUAUAAGAGCGAUAUUAAUUUAUACUGUCUUCAAUAAUUAAACUGGAGCUAUUUCACUGAAAGCUUUCUAGCAUUGAGCAGUUUUUUUCUAACAUUAGAUAAUGAAACACCUUUAUUUUGCAUUCUGUUUACUAACAAGGUUGAGCAGUAUAUUGAUUAUUCUUUUAUCUGUGAUAAAUGAAGCAACUAUAGAAUACUUUUGUUAUUAAUGUUAUUGAUACACAAAAGCCUCAACUUCCCCAAACACUACUGCUAAAUGAAUAUAUCAAACUCAUUUUUUUACUAGGACGUAAGUAUUCUUUCACACUGGAAAAAAAAAUAUCCAGAUUGGUUUUAUAUAUUUAUACAUGUCUCUCUCAGUGCAGACAAUAUUGAACUUUGUUUUCUGGACAAAAAUGUCAAAUUACUCUUCAUAGAAAGCAGUUACAAUCUGAGGACACUUAUGGUUGGUUGGUUGGAUUGCUAGCCCCAAGUCUUUCAUGGGAAACAUUCAUUUUCAUUGAUAACUGGCAAAGCCUCUUGAUUUUUCAGCAGAUUCUAAUUUGCUGUUAUCAGGUGCCCUGUCAGAUAAGGAUUUUCUUUUUUUGUGCUAAUCUUUUCAACAGCUUUUUGAAAAUUAAGAAACAGACAAUCAAGUUCUCAAGGACCAUCAGUGUCUGGAAAUCUCUUCCAAACGGAAAUACUCCCCCUUUGCAUUUACUCCAUCUCAACCCAGAGCUUUUCUACCACAAAAUACUCCAGCUCUACCUCCACCUUUGUAUUCUUUGUAUUGUUUCUGUCCCAU